This is a messenger RNA of Pocillopora meandrina, 26153 nucleotides long. NCBI's taxonomy places the organism in Eukaryota, Metazoa, Cnidaria, Anthozoa, Scleractinia, Pocilloporidae. The record is from the annotation of a GenBank genome assembly.
AUGACAAGAUAUGACCAGAGAGCCAUGUGUAAUCAUCUGGUAAACUUUCUUGAAGUACUAGAGAUAAUGGAGUUUCCAACAACAGAGAAAAGAGUGGCACUUGUCAUUGUCCCAGUUUUAAGUGAGACUCUUCAAAUCGAUUGCACACGUCAACUUCCAGAUGACAAAGCUAAGUAUGUCUAGUGUAACAAAUGCACUGAAUGGUAACAUACAACUUGCAGUAACAAAAAAUAAUUAUUACAAAAAGUAGCCGUUAAAUCAUAUUUCCUAGCACUGAUCAUAAUAUUUGAGGUAAUGGUCGUUUUAUAAAAUACAAAAAAGGCCUCAACUUUUUUUUUAAUGAGACUUAAAAAUUAAAGGCUCCUCUAAUCUAUACCACAAGGGGUUACAUCACAUGGCCCUAAUUCUCAAGAAAGAAGAGAACCUCAGUAGUAAGUCAAUAAGGUAAAUUCCCAAGACUGAUGAUCUGUUAGUCACACCCAUGUCCAAGCAAGGUGAUAUAGAUGACGUGAACAAUUAUUGUCCAAUCUUCAUUAUCCCAGUUGUGGUCAAGGUAUUGGAGAAAAUAGUCUAUGAACAUUUAUAUGCGUUUUUAGAGGAGCACGAUAUACUAAGCAAAUAUCAGUUGGAUUUUGGUAUCAUUCACUCAACUGCUACAGCUUUCCUUGAGGCAACUGACUCCUGGCCAUGUUAUCUAGACGCUGGGAAAAUCAAUGCAGUUAUUUUUGUAGAUCUAAAGGAAGCUUUUGAUUCCACUGAUCGCAACAUCCUUUAAGGUAUAUUUGGGAAUUCAUAAAAAUGGUUUCUGUCGUAUUUGGAAACCCGCAAGUUUAAAUAAACAUAAAUAAAAUGAAAUAAAACUGCCCCACCAAAUAAAAAGCCUACGUUAUUAUGCCCAAGUGAGAUUGUUUUAGACCAAAACCAUCCCAGUGAGUUUUCUACUAAGUCUGUUAACAUUAAUCACUAACAAUUUGACUCUAAUACUAUCUGUUGCUUGAUCCUUAAUUAAAGGUCAAAUGCCUCUGGCCACAGGGAGAAUCAAAAUGUCUGCUGUUAUUAAAGGCUUCUAUCAUCUUCUAAAACUCAGAGGGAUUGUUUCAAUCUAAAACAGUAUUUGCAAAUACUGCAAAAUAAAGCUGCAAAAGUUAUCCUCGAUUUGCCAAGCUAUGCUUCAUCCACUGAUACUUUAAGAACUCUUGGCUGGCCAACACUGCUCCAACAGCACUUUCUACAUAAAUACAUUCAUGGGCUUGUGGAAUAUAGCUUUAACAUUUUAAGAAAUUCUGACAUCCACAGUUAUAAUACAAGAAGAAAGAACAAUUUCCGCCUUCCUCUUGUUAAAAGAAACUAUGGAAAACAAAGACUUCAAUACAUAUGCUCAAAAGAAUAGAAUCUUUUAGGCACUUCCUUGAAAGAAAUCAACUCUCCUCCUUUUUAAGCAGAGUGAAAAACUAUAUAUUUAGUUAACUCAGUGUUGAGAUUUUUUAGCCUCCACAAUUAAGCAAUUUUUAAAAACAUAUUCAGUGUAUUUCACAGUUUUUAUAUUUUCAACUUGUUAUCUAUUUAUGAUGAAAUUUAUUUUAUGUCACAGGGCCUCACUUAAUACCACUUUCCAGUGAUGUGAGCAACUGUAUAAAGACUUAUUAUUAUUACUAUUAUUAUUAUUAUUCAUUCCGGUACAGCAUUUGAACAUCAUAGAAGCUGAAUAUCUAUCAAAGGUGAUUUGCAGACUGUAGUCUUUAAAGAAGCAUCUGGCGGUCUAGUCUUGAAUGAACUGGCAACAAAAUAUAGGCUUGGGGAUUAUGAAGUAAAGCUCCACAGGAUGUCAAAGGGAAUUUGAAAAAAAACUGAAAAUUUUGCAUAAUCACAGAUAAACAGUGGCAAUUAGAGCUACAAAUCAUGCUCCCAGGGAAAGCAGGCAGCGAAGUACAAGGUGUUUUAAUUAGCAUCUGAAUAAUAUUUAGAGUCUGACUGGAAUAUUACAUUCUCCCUGACAUUCUGUAAUUGUCAUCAAGCAUGAUAGAAUUUUCACCCCUUUGAGGAGGCCGUUCUUUCAGUCCUCCCACAAUAAUUUAUUUACAAUAUUUGCUAGUCUUUACUAAAUGCAACAAAAUUUAAAAUGAGACUACAUUUUUGUGCUCUGUUUGUCACACGCACAAGCUGAGUAGAAGGAAUAUUUCCUUAUCAGUAAGAGAAACAAUUCUACUGUUUGGGAACAUAUCUCGAAGCAGUUAAAUCAGCUGCUUGCUGGGAAAAAAUCUUUGCUGCAUUCAUAAUGCACCCCAAUACAAAGCACACGAUAAAAAUUUGGAACAUGACUAUAAAAGGAUCAAGGAUCAUAAGAGGAAAAGCAGAAAUGAUCAAAGAACCUUCCCAUUUUUUGACAACAUUAUUGAAGUGCUUGCCUGUUAACCAAGGAUAACACCUAAGAAAGUUGCAGAAUGUGGGUUUGUUGAGUAAGCUAGUCCCUGUGCUUCCACGUCUUCUUGCUCCACUACACCUUCAAGGGACUUUAACAUCAAAGGACCCAUAAAACAGAACCUUGUGUAUUCUGAAUAUUUAUUCUUCAAAAGAAAACUGGGCAGCAAAACAUAAGUAAGCAAAGACAGCCCCUAAGAUACAAAGAAGAAACAGCUGUGGGCUUGCAAGUCAUAGAAGGCAGAGGAGGCUGAUCAGAGAGCUGCAGAUUACUUUGCAUUUUUGACCCAGAGUCAAAACAGAGACCAUGAAUUCUUUGAAAGAUUGGUUGAAAGAGGGGCAGAGAGGGAGCUAAAGAGCCAACAGAUGAUGUGUUCAACCGUCAAAGAAAUUGCAAAGAUUUUUCUAGGGGGACAAGUAAAGACAGUCAAAGAACAGUGACUAUACAGACAGUGUGUAUAGUCAGGUGAAAUAUUUCUAGACAUCAGUUACAGUUGAAGCUUUUCAUGCUGUAUUUUCUAAGUGAAAGUUCACAAUACCAUAAUUAGUUUUAAUUGGAUUCAAUACAUGAACAAACACAGUUUGUAACAUGUUAAUAAAUCAAGUUAAAGUACAAAAUAAUAAUACAUAUGGAGAGAAAUUCUACACAGAUCAGUCAAUUUAUAACUAGAUAAAAAUUCUGAGGUCAAGGUACUUAAUCAUUUUGAUGGCAUUCAACAAAAGACCCAAGUGGUUAAAAGUUCUAACUAUGUUUUCCACUGAAUUUCAAAUGUUCUCGAAUGUGAAGGGGAAAAAGAAAAGUUUUUUUUAAUUAAUGGCACACACUGUUAAUGUUGGCAAUAAAAAAUAGAACACUAAAAAAAGUUAUAUUCUAUUUGGUAACCUUGUGCCUUCAUGGUUUGCAUCAUGGUAAUGGGAGAACAAGGUACUGUCCACCAAUGUGGAUAUCCACAACAGUUUCAUCAUGAAUGUUCAAACAAAUGUUGUGCAAAAUUCAACAAGCAGAGAGAGCUCUAAAUUCCUCAAAAAGAGGUCGUAAGAACACAGAGUCUACAAAGAUGCAUAUUGUCUAUGAUGCUUCCAUAGGAGAAAAUGCAAGGGUCCCCAGACUCAACAAGUGUCUUGAAAUUAGCCCUCUGCUACAGAACCAGCUUUCGAACAUGGUUCUAUCCCCUAGCAAAAAUCAGCGAUUUGAAGCAAGCAUUUUUGCCAAUUUGCAUGUGAAGAGGAGACCGAGAUGCCUUAUACUUUUGUUGGUGAAAAGAUCUGACAAGCAAGCCAGUAGAAACCUUGCAAUUCUUUCGAGUACUCUUUGGUUUAGCAUUGUCUCCAUUCCCCCUAGCUGCAGUUAUUAAAAAACAUCUGUAAAUGUUUCUUUUCAAGCUAGAGUUGGAAACUCGAUUCCCAGGUUGAUAGACACGCAUGCAAUAGACACCAAACCAAUAUAGGAUCUUUUCUUCCUUUAUUCUUUUUCCUAUUCCUUGGGGCGUUAUUAUAUCAAAGCGGUCAACUGAAAUCAUUACGUGAAGAAAUUACCUAAGUAUUGUGAUCAUAGCGUAAGAAUAAUCUCAAUUUUGGAAAAAAACAUGUGACAAUUAAAAGAGCCAAAAGAAAGGUAGAAACAAGCAAUAAAUUUCGUGUUGCUAGAUAACAAUCACAAAACAAGUUAUUGCUUACCAAAAUUCGCGGGUCUUGAUUACUUUAUCGAGGAUUAAAGUCUAACUUGUCUUCUAUUUAAAAACGAUCUUGAUCACACGGGGUCUUAUCUUGAACUGAAACGCUAACUGUAAUUUUCUGUCUUAAAAAGAACUAAUCACGGGGGCAACAACCUAACCGGAAAAUAUUUUGCAGCUUUUCUCUGAAGCGGUAACACUUAACUUCAACGGAAGCAGUUACAACAUCUACAACAAUACAAAAGUCAGAACUAGUAGAGGAUUGAGAGCAGCAUGUACAUGAAUGAUAAAAUCAGUGGCGGGAAGACAACAAAACAAAUGUUUGGAAUCAUGAUAUGGUCACUUCACCAAAGAUCGUUAUCUGUCCAUCAAUGUGGAUAUCCACAUCAGAUAAAGAAAGUCAGAGUUAUGCCAAACAGCAACUGGUUACAAAGCAGGGCAAAUCAAAAUUGCUAGGAGUUCUGUGGGAAAAAGACAAAAUUUAGGUCAGCUUUCUGACUUCAACCAAUGAGCUGACAAAUAGGGGGCAUCCUGACAAAAGUAGCACAAAUUUACGAUCCACUUGGACUAGCUUCAUCCUAUGACCCUCUCUGGAAAAAAAGCUUUACAGAGAUGCCUGUGACACAUGUAUUGCAUAGAAUAACCCCCUACCAUGUGACUUACCAGCCAAAUGGAGGAAAUGGGAACAAUGACUUUCAGAGCUAGUGAAUGCAUCAAGAAACGUAGUGGAGCAGGAAGAGAAGAUCCUAACAACUGACUUUCAAACAUUCAGAGAUGCAAGCAGGGAAGGAGUUUCAGCCACGGUUUGCGCAGUAUUGGAGCAACCAUCAGGCACAAAUCAAGGCCUUGUAAUGGCAAAAUCAUGGCUCCCAAAGAAAGAACUUACAAUUCCCCUUUUAGAACUAUUGGCUGGACAAAUGGCUACAUACCUAGCACAAAACAUCAAAGAAGUCCUGGAGGGUUUUCCUGUGAGAACUGUUUAUGGUUGGCUGGAUACCUCAGUAACACUGCACUGGAUCCAUGGAAACAGAAAAUGCAAGCAGCUAGUCAGAAAUUGGGUGAGGAAUAUCCAAGUAAAACAAAUCAACUGUAGGCAUGUACCAACAGAAGAGAAUCCAAGAGACUCCCAGAUGUAUGGAGUUGGGGAGGAGAUGUUAACAGAUUGAGAGCUCUUUGGCGGCAGGGACCAAGCUGGUUAUCACAACCACAGGACUGGCCACCAGACCUUGUAACAAAAUCCACUUAAGGAAUCAAAAGCAGAAGAAGUAAAACAAAUGUCCAAGUUGUUUGCCAUAGUGGCAGAGAAAACAGAGAAGAGCGACACCUUCAGUGAGCUGCUCAACAAACACAAGCAGUGGCAUGUGUUGCAAGUGGGUGCUAGGAUUGUGAGAUUCCUCCACAACAUGACAACUGCCCAGAAACAGAGAGUUGUUGCACCCCUUACAACUGAAGAAAUAAAGAAAUAGACUACAUUCUGGAUCAAGUAAGCCCAACAUCAAGUACAUUUAGGUGGGAAACUUUUUACAGUUUAAUGUGCAAAGAAAUCAAAAGGGAAUAUUAGAGAAAUCAAGGCAUUUCCCUAUCUUUCUGCCUGACUCCUUGCCCCUCACUAGCAAGUCAGUCACACUAAUUUAAAGAAGUUCAUGAAACUGGGUAAAUGACCACUGACAACAGGGUAAUAAUUAACAAUUGGUUCAUACGUCAGCGUGCGUUUAUCGAGAUAUGAAGCAUGCGGGAAGUUUGGAGAGCAUGUGUAAGAGUUGCUCAAGGCGUAGCCGAGAGCAACUCUAGCUUCUUGAGUGCUCUCCAAACUUCCCAAGUACUUCAUAACUCGAUGAACGCACAGCUGACAUAUGAACCAAUCAUUUUAUAACAUUUUCAACCCGAUGGAAAUUUUUUUCCCUCGAGGGAUUUGCUUGCUGACGUCAUAAGCGUGCACAAUAGGAAUAUGAAGCACACUUGUGCAAUUGAAUUUGAUUAGGAAAAUUUACCAGCUAUGUUAUAACAUUGUAUGUUAACGUAAGAGAUUGUUUUCUUGUGGUUUUAGGAACAAAUCAGUAGCUAUGCUGCCACACAAAGAUUUAAUUGUCAUGCAUCCAAUCGUGUUCACCUUUUGCUUGCAUGAAUUAGUUAUCUAGUUGAAUCAAAGUUGCACUUCUUGCAAUAUCAUGCUAGUGUUCUGGCAGCUGUGGAAUACAAAGAGUCUCUAAGUAACUCUCUUCUUUUGAAAAUCUCAGCAACAUUAGUCAGUCUUAGUGUGCACAAACAAUGUAUCUGACUUGAGUUUGCUCAAAAGUAAAGAAGUGAAUGCCGAUGUCACCGACCAUUAUGAUGACUUAGACGUCAAUUGUUUCAAUUGUCUAGUGAACAAAGAAAGUCAAUCAACACCCUUAGAACUACAGGAAGAUCAAUCUUCAGCUUCUUCUGAUUAACAGGAAUUGGUAAAUUCCAUUAGGGACUUUUAGCAUCGACAGAUUUUAGGACAGCUACAGCGACUGGAAGUACCACUUUUCAACAGCUUCAACUGCAAGAGACCUUGCUGGCCAGGAUCAGAGGGGGAAAUUGGUGAUCAGAUGACAGAGAGCCCCAAGCUGUAAAUGGAGAGAACUGUGCUAAAGUACUUGAGAGAUUGAGAAUAAAAAAUGCCUCCAAGAGGGAUGAGAGAGAAGUUGAGAGCAGACCCUCAAGAUCAAGUCACAAUUAAGAUUACAUAAUUUGUGCUUAGUUUCCUUUAUUUGUGUUAAUGUUAUCUUGAAAUAGUUAUUGAUUGUUGUAUUGUUUGAUGUACAUAAAUUGGCCUUUAUGGGAAAAAAAAUGGAAAAAAAUGAAUAAUAGCAAAAUGUGUCUGUAAUAUUGCUUACCAUUUAUCUCAAAUUCCACGAUUUUGAAUCUACAGUGUUAUUUUUAUGUUACAGUAUUUGAUGUAGACUUCUAUAAAUUAUGUGACACGGAUGUCGUUACAUAUGUCGUGACAUCGCGUCACGACUAUGUUCGCAAUGUAUUACGGAUAAAACUGUAUGAGCACGCCUUCAAGAUGUCGUGGUAAUGUUGUUGUUUAUAAAGGUUUUUUUUUUUGGAAAAUGAGCCUUUAUCCUGUCUCGAAUGAUUGAGCGAACCGCGAACUACGACAGAGCAACAACAGAUUGUUAAAAUUGAAUAUUUUACAAUUAUGCAAUAGUUCCAUGUUUUGCUGCAUAAAAGUUGCUUUUCAACUUUCCCUGUCCUUUCAGCAACCCUUAGAAUUUUUUUUAAGGAUGACCGCAAAAAUUCCUUUCUCUUUCUCUUGUAGAUAUCAGAUGUAUCUGACACGGAGCUAGCAGCAACUGCAUUUGAAUCAGAGUUUGUGCAACUAAUGUAUGAGGCUGGGGAAACCAGAGUUGUCGCUGUAAGUCAUCCUAAGUAUAUCAUAUUAACGUUAAUGUAUAUCAGAACAAAAAAGAAUUUGUUCCUUCAAUGAUAUUCAUGUAUCCUUAUUGCCUUUGACAAUAGGUAGAUCUAAACAUACACCCAAGUAGCUCAAGUGUUUAUCUUUAUCUUAUCUUGGAGUAUCUUCCAGCUUACGGUGAAAUUCCUUUACAUUUGCAGCCUGACAAUUACUUAUGUGUACAUUUGCAGCCUGACAGUCACUUAUGUUUCAUGACAUUCUUGUAAAAAGAAAGUCUAUCCUUGAUCAGUUCAGAAAAGGUCUCUCCACCCUAGGCAUUUCAGCAGAGAUGGAACAUAAUCCAGGAUUAUUUGAAUAAUUGUUUGUUCAUCAGGGUGGACUUACAAAUGAUUUUGUAAUCAGCGGCCUGUAUUUUCAAGAUUCAUCUGACAAGGACGGAAGUGAUGACUGUGUGUACCAAAUGCUAAAGACUUUCAUAACAACUCUAUCUGUAGAUGAUUUGAAGAAAUUUCUUAGGUUUGUCACAGGCACAUCUGAAGUUUUAAAGUCCACUUUGCCCCAUCGCAUAUCAGUAUAUUGUUACAAUAGUGGUGACAGUAUUUUCUCAUCAACAUGUCUUCUUGUGCUUAAGCUUCCAAAGCAUCUCCAAAAUUAUACAGCUUUUGACUUAGCUAUGAGAACUGUUAUCAAUGGUUCAUCAUUCACAACAGCCUGAGAACUGUGCUAAAUUGUCUGUAUUUUCAGUAUUCUUGUGACCAGGAUGCAAGUGGUGAACACAGCUUUACCAAAUGCUUCGGGCCUCUGUAAGAAAUCUCCUCCUAGAGUUUUAUUAAUUUUAUCAGAGAAAAAUGUGUACAUCACCAAUGUGUACAUCACAUAUCAGUAACUUGUCAUGGUGAUGAAAAUUAGUCUUUUCUUUUAUCUGCAUACGUUUUGUGGAUGUUGACUAACCUUGAAAGAAAAAGAGACAUCCAGGUUAUUAUUCAACUUAAUUCUAUACACCAUUUUCAAGAAAUGAAAAAUAAUUAAAUGUCACUGUUGAAACAUUUACAGGCAGUCUGGCAUCUAAAAGUAUUCUUUCUCUUUCGUAUAUUUCCAGCUGUUCUGCUAAAUAAUUAUUUAGUUUAAUGUUGCACGACCUUAAGAGAAUGCGUGUUGAGCACUAAUAAGGCCAACAUUCAUAUUUUACUAGUCACUUCUCAAGAAGUCUUUCAAAAAAUUAACAUUGUAACCCCAGGAAGAACAUAGUCUUCGAGGGACAUCAGUUUUGGCAGAAAACACGGAAAGAUUCUAAAACCGUGGAUCAGUUCGUCACACUUUUGAAAAACAAGGUGAAAUCUUGCGAGCACUCAUUGCUGGUUGAUGACAUGGUGCAAGACAAGUUCGUGUUUAGUAUACCAGAUCUACAAGUGAAGGAACGAUUACUGAGGGAAGAGAAGCUUACACUGGAAAAAGCUAUUGCUAUUGCAAGAGCAUCCGAGGCUUCAAAAGAACACAUUAAAGUGAUGGGCCAAAGGAGCAAAACAUGGAAAAUCCAACCGGGAAUGAAAUUCAAGCUGGCAGCAGCAGACAAAAAAAAUCCUUCAUGCCAACUGAGGUUCAGGCUCACUAUAAAGAAAGUGCACAUUUUGUGGUUCUUCUUGCCCUGCUUUGGGCAAAACAUGUGACUACUACCAGAGAACUGCUUCCCUACACAAACACGGUUAAAUUUUGCAAAGCUUGCACAGCACUUUCCAAACUAAUACUUAAACUUUCCUUAAAACAGUGUCAUUUGUAGAAUUUUUUUUGUUCGUAUGCACUCAACAGCUCCUCUAAAUUGGUAAAAAAUAAAAUCCAUUGGCUGUUUACCCAUGUUUUUACACCGUUUUGUUCACUUUCUUUGAUACGGUCCGCCAUCUUGCUUCAAGAUAGUAGUUUCCAGUCCGUCUUGCUAGUAUGAGGUAGAUUUGCACCCAAUUUGUUGAUGCAAAUUUUUGUUUGUUGAUCUUUAAAGCGGUUAGAUAGUCUUAAUAAUGAAGCAUAAGAGACUUUUUUCGAGGUGAUUUUCUCUCUUGAUUUAAGAGUUAAAAACAGCAUUGAAAGUGCCAAGUUGAUGGCAUUGAUGUUGAGAGAAAAUCACUGAAUUUAGUAUCAAUUUGCUGAUUUUGAAAUAAAUAUUCAUCCUUUAAUUUUGCUACAAGAUGGCGACCAUACUUGACAAGACAAAAAGAUGAAUUUCAAUAACCAAGGAAGUAAGUUCCUUGCAAUAAACCAGCUUUGAAAUAAUCAUACCUGUUACAAUUUAUCUUCUCAGCUGCUUAGACAAUGCCCAUCCAGUUGCUAUUAGAUUGAAUCAUCUUCUUAAAGAAGGAAAGGUUCCAAAAGAUUGUUUAUAUUUUAAAUCUAUCAACAACACGGCUGCAUUUGCUUCAGUCAAUCCACAUUCUGUAUCAGACUUAGUGUGGAAUAGAGGUGUGUGCCAGUUUUUUAUAUAAUUGAGUACCUAGGUGGAAUAACUCGGAACCUUCUUCGGAACUGAAAGCAGAUUAUUGAAAGAAUUCCAAACAUUUUCAGAUUGUAACCUCUGUGAUCCUUCAACAAAUUCAUCUAACCAUUUUAAAGUCGGAUUUACUCCAGACAUUGUAGCAAUGUUUAAAGCACCAGCCUGCAACCAACCACAUUGUAUCCUGUCAAAACUCAUUAUGCUGUGGCAGUUGCAAUGACAGUUUGAAAGUAAAGUCUGUUCAAAUGGUAAAGAAAGAGGCCACCUGUCAUAUAUUCCCUCAUUACAAGCUUGCAACAAGUGUCUUAAUGUGGGCUUAAAGUGCGACAGAUUUGUCAUUUUUGUCCUUGUAACCAAUACUGAAGAGUAUAACAAGAAAUCACUGCUAACACUGGACGCAAUGGUGAUGGAUGGAACCCUACCCAUGGAACUAUCCCCUCCUAACUUUGCUGGAUGUAAUUCACCUUGGAGAGAGCUAAAAAUUCAUCUGGCCCAGCUAGUUUACUGGUAUUGUCCUUGAAGAAAUGAAAAGCUAUCUUUUCCUGAUACACAUGUUGCAUGACACUGGUAUACUCGGACCCCUGACAGUCCAAGAAUGGGAUCGAGCCCUGCAAGUCAUAAUCCCCAGCACACAAAAAGCCACCUUUAGCAAGCUAACAAGAGACACCAGAAAAGAACCCCAGCUUCCGAGACAAAUCCAAAGCAGUGCCAUGAAAGCACUCAAAGGUUCACAAUUGUGACAUCUCAACCCAUUUCUGGACAGCCAUGGGAUCCCCCACAUCUGAGGCAGAUUAAGGAGAGCAGAGAUAGAGUACGGAGAGAAACAUCCAAUCACGCUACCGAAAACCACCAUGUUUCACAGCUAGUGGCUAAGCACUAUCAUCACAAGGCACACCACCAAGAGAGACAGAUUACACAAGGUGCGAUCAGACAAGUAGGAUUCUGGCUCAUUGAAGGUCAUGACACAGUGACGAAAGGGAUUGGAGCCUGCAUACUCUGCAAGAAGCUGAGAGGACCUAAGUCUGUCCCCCCUUAACUAACAUAGGAUUUGACGUCUUUGGCCCCUGGAUGGUGCCAACACGUAAGACAAGAGGAAGAGAAGUGAACGCUAAGCGGUGGGGCCUAGUGUUCACGUGCCUCAGUAGCAGAACCAUUCACAUUGAAGUCUUAGAGGCCACAGAUUCCAGCACCUUUAUCUGUUCAUUUAGGAGGUUCUUCACACUAUGCGGCCAUGCCAAAUUCCUCAGAUGCAAUCAAUCUAAGAAGCGACAAUAGCAGGGUCAGGAAAGUCAAAGUAGAUAUGGUCAGAGACAGAGAAAGGAAAACCUACCUACGGCCGAUCAAGGAGCUAGUUCUACUCCUGAGCCACCCAGUCUGUUCAGACCAACAGUAGACGUCAAUGUAUUUGAGUAGCAAGGAUUAGAAUCCUUGGGCGCGGAGUGUAAUGAACACUUGAAGACGACUUUGAUUAUGCAAUAGUUUUGUUCUGAUUUAAAGUAGGGAAAAAGUUCUGUUUUGUUUCUUUGUUGCGUUUACGCUCUAAAAAUAGAAACUACUAAUACAAAGUUAUUGCCACGGAGCAACUGAUAUGGAGCUACUGAUAUCAAGCUACUAAUAUGGAGUUACCGAUACAGAGCUUCUGAUACAGAGCUACUAAUAUGGAGCUAUUGAUACAGAGAAACUGUUAGUAUCAUGUAGCUGCUCUUAUCCAGCUACUUCUACGGACCUACAAAGCUACUGAUAUAGGAGUUACUGAUGCAGAGCUACAAACACAGGAGCUAUUAAUUAAGAGCUACUAAUACUAAUUUACUGAUACUGAGCUUCUGAUAUAAAGCUACUAAUACAGAGCUACUGAUACAGGGUCUCUUGAAACAAUUGUUAAUGAUACUGAGCUACUUAUACAACACUACCCAUGAGGAGCUUCUUUUUCACAUCUAGUAAUACAGAGCUAGAGAGCUACUAAAAUUGAGCUACUAGUGUGGAGCUACUGAUAUGAAUCUGUUGAUACUGUGCUACUGAUACAGGUUACUGAUACUAAUAAGAUAACACUGAUCCCGAGCUACUGAUAAAGAGAUUCUAAUACAGAGUUACUAAUAGAAAUAUAGAGCUACUGUUAUCAAUCCACGUAUAUGUACCUACUUAUACUGAGCUACUGUUACAGGAGUUACAGAGCUACCAAUACAGGAUUUAUUAUUAGCUACUGAUACAGAGCUUGUGAUAUAAAGCUACUGAUACCAAGCAACAGAUAUGGAACUAAUGAUAUGGAGUGGAGCUACCAGUACGGAACUACUGAUACAGAGCUACUAAUACAAGAACUAAUAAGACAGAACAACCGAUACAGAGGUACUGGUACACAGCCUCAGAUAUGGAGCUACUGGUGUAGAGCAGCCUCAGAUAUGGAGCUACUGGUGUAGAGCAGCCUCAGAUAUGGAGCUACUGGUGUAGAGCAGCCUCAGAUAUGGAGCUACUGGUGUAGAGCAGCCUCAGAUAUGAAGCUACUGGUGUAGAGCAACUGAUUUAGAGCUACCCAUACGGGGCUAUUGUUAGUGAUGUGGAGCUGCUCUUAUCCAGCUACUUCUAUGGACCUACUUUUAUGAAGCUACUGAUACAGGAGUUACUGAUACAGAGCUACCAAUACAGGAGCUAUUAAUUAGGAGCCACUGAUUCUGAAUUACUGAUACAGAGCUUCUGAUAUAAAGCUACUUCUAAAGAGCUACCGAUACAGGGGCUCCUGAGACAUUUGUCAAUGAUACUGAGCUACUUAUACCACACUACCAAUGUGGAGCUUCUUUUCCAGAUUAAGUAAUACAGAGCUAGAGAGCUGCUAAACUUGGGUUACUAAUGUGGCACUACUAGUGCAGAGCUACUGAUAUUUAUCUGGUGAUACUGUGCCACUGUUAGUAAUAUGGAGCUGCUCAGUAACAACUAAUACAGUGGUACUGCUACACAGCCUCAGAUAUAGAGCUACUAGUGUAGGCAGCCGAUACAGAGCUACUCAUACUGAGCUAUUGAUCGUAAUAUGGAGCUACUGACAUUGAGUUACUUAUAUGGACCAACUGAUAAGGAGCUACCAAUAUGGAGGAAAUAAUCCAGAUAUACUGAGAUGAAAAGACUACGAGAGAGCUACUGAUAUGGAGCCACUGGUUCAGAGCAACUAGAAAAGAGCUACUAAAACGGAGAAGCAAAUUCAGAGGUACUGAUACAAAGCUACUACUAAGAAGCCACAUAUGUGAGGCUACUACUACCGAGGUAUUAGAACAGAGCUAUUGAGCUACUAAUACACAAACUUAUAAAAUGGAACUAUUGAUAGAGGAAUUACAGAUGCAGAAGCUACUCAUACAGACUACUAAUACUGAGACUACUGAUAAGGAAGUACAGUAACUGAGGUACUGAAAACCUGCAACUAAUACAGAGUUAACCAACCAGAAAUACCAAUGCAAGGGCUACUGAUACAGGAGCUGCUUGUACAAAGCUACUGAUACGGAACUACUUACAUGGAGCUACUGAUACGCCGCUACUUGUACAAUUACUGAUACAGAGCUUCUCACAUAAAGCUACUGAUACCAAGCAACAGACAUGGAGCUAAUAACAUAGAGCUACUGAUACAAAACUAAUGAUACAGGAGCUACUGAUAUGGAACUAAUGAUAUAGAGCUACUAGUACAAAGCUACCAACAUCGAGCUACCAAUCGAGGAUCUACUUGAACAGACCUACUGACACAGAGCUACUGAUACUGAGGAACUGAUACAGAGCUACUAAUACAGAAGCUACUGGUGUUAAGCUAGUAAUAGGGGCUAAUAAUACAAAGUAACUCAUACAAACCCACUUAUAUAGAGCUACCGAUAGAGGAGUUACUGACACAGAGAUACCAACACAUGAGCUAUUAACUGAGCUACUGAUAUGGAAUUACUAAUGCAGAGCUUCCGAUAUAGAACUAACGAUACCAAGCUACAGAUAUAAAGCUAAUGAUGCAAAGUACCUAAUACAGAGCUACUGAUAUGGAGCUACUGAUGUGGAGCUACUGAUGUGGAGCUACUGAUGUGGAGCUACUAAUAGGAGCCACUGAUACAGAGCUUGUGAUACAGGGCUACUGAUACAGAAGCUACUGGUCUCAAGCUAAUAAGAUGAAGCAACCAAUGCCGAGCUAUUGGUGUCAAGCUAGUUAUAUGGAGCUACUAAUGCAGACCUACUAUUAUCGAGCUACUUAUACAAACCUACUUAAAUGAAGCUACUGAUACAGGAGUUAGUGAUAAAGAGAUACCAAUACAUGAGAUAUUAAUUAUGAGCUACUGAUAUAGAAUUACUGAUAUAGAGCCUCUGAUAUAAAGCUAAUGAUACCAAGCAACAGAUAUGGAUCUAAUGAUAUGGAGUUUAAGAUAUGGAGCUACUACUAUUGAACUACUGGUACAGACCAUCUGAUAUGGAACUACUGAUACAGAGGUAAAGAUAUGCAGUUAAAGGUAAUGGGCUACUGAUACCCAGCUAUGAGUACGGAUGUGCCACCAAUAUAGAUCUCGUAAUAUGAAGCUAACGACACAGAGUUACUAACGGGUAGCUACUGACUUGAUGUUUCCUAUAUGACAUGACUAAUAAGAAUAUCCAAAAAUAUGGAGCUACUGAUAGAGAGCUACUAAUUUGGAGGUCCUGUAACAGAAGCUGCUGAUACAGGAGCUGCUAAUGUGGAGAUCCUAUGUAGAGCUACUGAUGCAGAGCUACAGAUACGGAGCUUGUGAUACAGAACUAGUGAUACCAAGCUACUUAUAGGGAGAUACUGAAAUGGAGCUGCUAUUAUUUACAAAGUUCUUACUGAUACAGAGGUACUGCUAAGAAGGUAGUGAUUUGCAGCUACUGAUAUUUGAUGCAGAGCAUAAAUCUACUGAUAAUGAACAACUUAGGUAGAAUUACUGAUACAAAGCUUCUGACAGGGAGCUAUUGGUAUGCAGGUAGUCACAGGGAGCUGCUGAUAGAAGGCUACAGAUAUGGAGCAACUGAUACAGAGCUACUGAUACACAGGUACUGAUACAGAUACUGAUAUGGAGCUACUAUUAUUAAGCUAUUAAUAACGUUCCUACUGAUAUGGAGGUAUUGAUACCAACAUAGUGAUAAGCAGCUACUAAUACAGAACUUCUGAUAUAGAGCAUAUCUUCUCAGAAGGAUCUUUCCGUAAGGAGCUUCUGAUACAGACCUACUGACAGAGAGCUACUGAUACAAGGCUACAGAUAUAAAGCAAAUGAUACAGACCUAAUGAUACAGACCUAUUGAUACAAAGCUAUUGAUACUAAUCCUCACGUAGGAAUCUAUUGAUAGAGAGCUACUGAUACAAAGCUACUGAUACAAGGCUACUGAUACAAGGCUACUGAUACAAGGCUACUGAUACAAGGUACUAACACAGAGUUACAAAUGUUGAGGUUCUGAUACAAACGAUUGAUAAAGGAGUUACUGAUAUGGAGCUACUGACAAGAAGUAACCAAUACUGAGCUAAUAAAUCAUACUUAAACUUCUAAUAGAAAGCUUUUAGUAAAAGGCCACUAAUUUGGAGCUAAAGCUACAGUUACCAACUGCAAGCUAUUAAAAAGGAGCUACUACAAAGCUACUAAUACAGGACCUAUUGAUAAAAAGCUCCUUGUACAACAGCUACUGAUAUGAAGCUACUACAACCUACAUAGUAAAGAAAGAGCUAGUGAUACAGAGCUAAUUAGAUGAACCUAUACAUAAGGAGCUACGGAUACUGAGCUAAUGAUAAAGGAACUAAUGAUACAGUAGCUAAUAACACAGAACUACUAAUUGUUAGCUACUGAGACAGAGUUCCUUGCAUGGAGCAACUGAUCAGGAGAUACUGACAUCAAAAUACUGAUAGAGAACCACUGAUGUGAGGUUACUAAUUUGGAGAUCCUAAUACAGGAGCCACUGCUACAGGGCUACUAGUACCAAGGUACAAAUACAGGAGCUACUGUUGCAGGGCUCCUAACAUGGAGUUACUGUUACUGCUACGGAGUUACUAAUGUUGAGGUUCUGCUACAAAAUGAUUGAUAAAGGAGUUACUGAGAUAGAGCUCCUUAUACACAGCUACUGAUAAGAAGUAACCAAUACUGAGCUAGUAAAUCAUACUUAAACUUCUAAUAGAAAGCUUUUAAAGAAAAGCCGCUAAUUUGGAGUGAAAGCUACAUAUUUACUAACUGCAAGCUGUUAAAAAAGAGCUACUACAAAGCUACUAAUACAGGACCUAUUGAUAAAAAGCUCCUUGUACCACAGUUACUGAUAUGGAGCUACUACUACCUGGAUAGUAAUAAAGGGCUAGUGAUACAGAGCUAAUUAGAUGAACCUAUACAUAAGGAGCUAUGGAUACUGGCUUAUGAUAAAGGAACUAAUGAGCUAAGGAGCUAAUGGAGCUAAUGACAGAAAACUACUAAUAGGAAGCUACUGAGACAUAGUUCCUUGUCUGGACCUACUGAUCAGGAGAUACUGACACUAAAAUACUGAUAGAGAGCCACUGAUGUGAGGCUACUAAUUUGGAGUUCCUAAUACAGGAGCCACUGAUAGCGAUCUACUACUACCAAGGUACAAAUACAGGAGCUACUGUUACAGGGCUCCUAGCAUGGAGCUACUGUUACAGAGCUAUUAAUACAGGAGCUACUGAUAUGGAGCUACUGACACAGAGCUACAAAUACAGACUUCUAACAUGGAGCUACUGAUAAGAGCUUCUGAUACAAAGGUAAUGAUAAGGAGUUACAAGUAUAGAGCCCCUCCCAUGGAGUGACUGAUAUGAAGCUACUAACAAGGAGCUGCUGAAAAGGAGCUACUGAUUGAGGAACUACUGAUGUAGAGCCAUCAGUACAGGAGCUAAUGAUAUGCAGCUACCGACACAAAGCUACUGAUACAGAGUAACUGACACCAAGCUACUGAUAGCUAACUUCUAAUACAGAAUUACUUUUAUGGAGCUACUGAUAUGAAGCUACUGAUACAGGUGCAAGUAGUACAGGGCUACUAUCACAGAAGCUACUGAUAUGAAGUGACUGACACUGAGCUACUGAUACAGAGCACCAGAAACGGAGCUUUUUAUAUGGAGCUACUGAUAAGAGCUUUUGAUUCAGAGCUACUGAUGCAAAGAAAAUGAUAAGGAGUUACUAAUACAGAGCCUCUUUCAUGAAGUGACUAAUAAAGAGCUACUAAUAAGGAUUUUCCAUCAGAAGCUAUUGAUACAGGAACUACUAACUGAGGAACUACUGAUACUGAGCUACUAAUACAGGAGCUAAUGAUAUGGAGCUACUGACACUUGAACUACUGAUUUUUUACUACUGACAUAGAGUUACUUUUGUGGAGCUAUUGACAUGAAGCUACCGAUACAGGAGCUAAUGGUACUGAGCUACUAACACAGAAGCUAUUAAUGGGGAGCUAGUCUUAUGGAGCUACUGAUAACAAGCUACAGAUGAGGACCUACUAAUACCGAGUUGAUGAUGCUGAGCUAUGACUGCUCUGCUAGUACAGAGCCACUGCAUCUACUACUGGUACAGAUAUGAAGCUACUAUAUAUCAUACUAUAUACUGUAUAUUGCAUACUACUUAACAGACUGCAAUUGAUAUGGAGCCACUGAGAUGGAGUUACUGAUCAAGAGCUACUGAUACAGGGUUUAUAAUAUGAGGCUACUCCUAAUACCGAGUUACUAUUAUGGAGUUACUAUUAUGGAGGUACUAAUAUGAAAUUUCUAAUGUCGAGCUUCUGAUACAGAGUUACUUGUGCCAAGCCAUGAUGGAGCUACUGAUGCAGGAGGUGCUGCUGCAGGUGCUUCUGAUACAGAGCUGGUGAUAGGGUGCUUGUAAUACAGAGCUACUGUAUUGGAGCAACUGAUAUGGAGCUAGUGAAACAGGGCUACUGAUACCAAGCUCCUGAUUCAGAAGAAAUUAGUAAAAGCCACUAAUAUGGAGUUAACAAUACGGACCUUCUAAUAUAGAGUUACUGAUGCCAAGCAAGAACAGGAAUGCUGAUAGGGAGCAACAGUGGCCAACUGACUGAUAUGAAUUUGGAGCUACUGAUACCAAGCUACUAAUGAGAAGGGUAUGCAGUCAACUCUCCACCAAUGAGCUCGCCACCAAAGAGUUUAAUUGAUCAAUUGUGAUUCAAAGCUUAUAGUACAGAGCUACCGUGAUGGAGCUAUUGAUACGAGGCUAUUAAUACAGUGCUGCUGAUAUGGAGCUACUGGUAGGAAGCUAAUGGUAUGGAGCUACAUAUACGGAGCUACAGAGUACAUUGAUGCCAGGCUAUAAUGGAGAUGCCGAUAGAGAGCAAUUAAUACAGAUGUAUUAAUAUGGAUUUACUGAUAGCAAACCACUGAUUCCAAGCUACUAAUACAGAGCUACUGAUUAGGAGCGUCUAACAUGGAGUUCCUACAAUAGUGUUACCGAUAUGGAUCUCCUACAUUAGAGUGACCAAAAUGGAGCUCCUGAUAAAGAGCUGUAGAUACUGAGGUAUUGAUAUGGAGCUAGUAAUAUAGAGUUACUAUUAUAACAUAGCAAGCAUGUAAGGCCUAUCUAUUUCCUUGGGAGAUACCAUGGCAAAAUGAGCAUGUAGCUCUUUCUAGUAAGGAAAUUAGUUUUGGAGUUCAUGAUAUUUCAUUCCCAAACACAAUAAAAAUUGUGGCUGGAAACAAAACUAAGCUUUCUGACUUCAACUGAGGCUUUGCGAUGUUGGGUAAUCUUCAUUAAACAGCAAAUAUUAAUUGAAGUGUUGAUAUAUCCUAAAAGUGUUGUUGAAUGUUUUGAAAUCGUAUAAUUCUCAGAAAUUUCAACACAGAGCCUUGCCAUUUACUGGUUGUCAAUUCCAGUUAACAACAAUUCAGGCAUGGUGAGUCUACCUCAUGGUUUGGUACACGGAACAAAUUUAUUCAUUUUUCCCUUCUGACCAGAAAAUUUACCAUUUUUUAGAGAAAGAUUUGGUCACGAAAUAUUUUUUGGUCGUUUUUACCUUCUUAUUUAUUCAUAGUUUUGGGUAUAACACGAGGUAGACCUGAGAUAGCUGUAAUAAUCUCUUUUUUUUAAACACAACUUUUGUCUACAUGCUAUGCUAUAAAAUAAUUGGUUCAUGGGAAGUUUGGAGAGCAUGAGAGCAGCAUAAGAAUCACUCGACAAACUUCCCAAGUGCAUUUAGAAUUGAUAUAUGCAUGCUAGGCACGGACCAAUUCCUUAAUAUAGAACUUCUGAUGCAGAUGAUACUGAUAUGAGCUAAUGACAAAGAACAACCAUUACAAAGCUUCUGAUAUAAAGCUAGUGAUGCAAGACUUACUAAUACCCAGCUAUUGAGAUGGAGAUAUUUAUAGGCAGCUAGAUUACAUACAAUAAAGAAGUAUGUCAAGCUCGGCACUGAGUGAAAUGACACCCAGUUUAGGCAAGCAAAAUGUUUCAAGCUAGUUGAAAACAACAAGAAAAUGGAAAAUGGAGGAGAUCAAAGAUCCUUGGCCAAAUGUAGAGUUUGUGAAGAAUAUGUCAACAUUGAAUGUGACAAGUGUAACAUUCAAACAGCAGAAGAGAAAAAAAACAUCAGAACUUAAAAAGAAAUAAGAAUCAGAUCAGAACAGAACAUUUUAGAGAACAAACACUCUAGAAUUGGAGAAAGAUUUGGUGUUUUUAGAUCCACUGCUUUUCCUGUAUGCUGAUUAUAAAAUCAUACAAGAUGAAGAGAUGCGAGAACAUCAUCCUACUCUUGUGUGUUGGCAAUGAAGAGGAGGAUGAAGACACACAAGUAUUUUAUGGGGAAGACAGUUCCAAGUAAUAUUUUGACUUCUUAGAUGAAGUAGCUUUAUAGACAACAUUGUGCAGAUGAGAAUCAACUGUAUCUGUGACAUUAGGUCCUACCAUGUCAUUUCCUAAAGCCUUUGGUCUCAUGGAACUCAGGUGGGUAAUUUCUCCCUCACUUGUUUAACUCAUGUGAACAUCACGGUUAUGGAGGACCCAUACCAUAGUGCGACACUUUAAUCCCAAUGGUAUUUAUCAUGACAAGUGACAAGAAUUUGAGACCUGGUGCCAUGAUCAAACGAAACAAGAUGUAAAUGUUCAUUCACAUCAAGAAAUGGAAGAGUAUUGCAUCUCUGAUGUCAAACUCUUGAAAGCAGAGUGUCAGUUAUCACAUCAAUUUUGAACUUCAAAAGGAUAUAGGACUUGAGAUCAUGAAGAGAAAACUAGAAAUAUAGCUGGAAGUGAUUCAUUCAAUAGAACUUGAGACAGAAGUAUGUCUUCAUAACUUAACUCUUCCGCCUUCAAAACACAUUGAUCUCAAUUUCCUGACACCAUUUGACAAUUUUCAUUUUUCUAAAAUCCAUGUGAUUAGAGUUUAUCUAAAAAAUGAUGGAGUGAGUGAGUGAGGUACUUACAUAUAGAGAUGUGCGUAAACCCUCAUCCAAACUUGUUCCCUCAUGCACAUCAAGAAGCAACAUGAAGAGCAAAUGAAACCAAUCGCCGUAGAAAACAAACCCUAAGAACCUGAAGGUAAAAAGAUGGUCUUUUCCCAUUAGCAGCUCCUACUCCAGCUCUCAUAAAGGGUGGAGAAGCCAUAGAAGCUGGAGCUGUAUCAAAAGUCAUCAUAUAAGGUGCCAAAAGGCUUUAGAAGCUGCCACCCGAAGACAUCAAAAAUUUCUCAAGCAUCAAAAAAUAAUCAUUCUUGCAAUAAAAACGAGAAGAAAAAGAAUAACAUUUUGUUGUAGUUGAUAAAUGUAAAUGAGCAAGUAUGUGUCUUGAAUCACUUGAUCUUCUCUCUUAUGUCCAUUAAAAAAAUCAAUAAAAUGUUUAAACAUCUACUACUCUCUUCAUUUCAUUUCCUUUCUGACUCUAUGACAUCAUUUCUGUUGACCAGUGGCACACUUACAUGUAAUCAAUCAUUUCUGGCUGAUCUGGGUAAGUUUCAAAUAACAUGUCAGUGGGAGAUGGUCUGACAGGAGUUUCCUUUUCCUCUUUUCCUUUUUUCACCAAAUCCACAUUAAUCCAACACCUACACAGUUGCUAUUUCCGAUAAGAAUGCAGCACUACAAAAUUUCUUCCAGUUUAUAGACAGAACAAUAAGACUGAUAUGCAAACCCUCACAGGAACAAAGAACAAUGCUCUAUGGCCUCAAAAGAAUUCACUCCUUGAAGUUCCAGUCCAUGACUGUACCAAAUAGCUUGAUAGCCAAGGGACGAAAUUUUUUGUAUCCAAUACUCGGUAAUGACCAACAAUCUUUUCUGUGAAUGGCAUUUGAGGAUUAAAUUCGUUGAUGAUACCACAGCAUUAGAAAUCCAGCCGAGAAAUGGUAUCAGCUUACUAAAUGUAGCUGUCAAUGAUAUUCACAAGUUUUUUUUAUCAAAUAUAAUAUGAAAUUAAACCAGAAAAAUGAAAAGAAAUGUUAAUUAACUUUAUGCAAAAUGAUAAUUUUGCUACAAGACCAGUUACCCUAGGUAACAACAUGUUUGAAUGUGUAACAGCUUAUAAAUUACUCAGUGUUACAAUCAGUAUUGAUUUAAAGUGGAACGAGCAUAUUGAUUACAUGUCGAAAAAAGGUUUGAAACACCUGUAUUCUCUGAAGAUUCUUAAAAAAGUGGGUGUUAAUAGAGAGGGAAUUGUCAAAGUUUACUUGACAACAAUAAGAUCUAUACUAGAAUAUGGCAUACAAGUCUGGCAAGAUAUUCCUGAAUGUCUUUCAUAUAAGCAGCCAGGAGUCAAUUAAAAAAAAAGGGCACUUCAUAUUAUCUAUCCAUCCAUAGUUACUUAGAUGCCCCUAAUACUACCAACCUUAGCAGCUUGAAAGGAAAUCGAACUCAGCUCUGCUGUAAAUAUAUUUAGAAGAUGAGUCAAAAGGACCACACCAUUGAUUUCCUCAAGCCAAGAACAGCAUCUAGUUAUCAUAGUUACAACUUGCAGGCCAGCAACAACAAUAGAAAUAUUAUUUAUGCUGAUAGGAGUUGUUGCAAGACCCAGCAUUCAGGUUCCUUUAUUUCAUUCAAUAGUAAAUAUGUGAAUAUGUAAAUAAUUAUGAUAUUUUUAUUGUCUCUAUAGUAGUAGUAGUAGUGUUAAUUAUUAGUUGAUUGUUAAUUCAUAGCCCUUUAAUUCUGUUAAUUCUGCAAUGUGGCAAAUAAAUGGUAUAUAUAUAUAUAUAUUAUGGUAAAAUGGUAUAUAUAUGUAUAUGUAUAUGUAUAUGUAUAUGUAUAUGUAUAUGUAUAUGUAUAUGUAUAUGUAUAUGUAUAUAUAUGUAUAUGUAUAUGUAUAUGUAUAUGUAUAUGUAUAUGUAUAUGUAUAUGUAUAUGUAUAUGUAUAUAUAUAUAUAUAUAUAUAUGUUGGCGUCCUUCUGUCUCGGGAGACAAUAGAGUUGCGCCCAUGGUCAGUCUGUGGUGGAGCUGCAGCGCCGGCUGUGGCUGUAGAGACCGAUCCUCGAGCGGCAGAUCCUGCUGCAGUUGCUGCAUGCGAAGACGUUGUCGUCCGAGGGGGAUGGGUUGGCCUCUGCUCUCUGGCGCCUGCGAGCUCUCUUGUCUUCCCACUGCUCCUCUCUUUUCUGCUCUGCUGUCUUGAUGGCUGACAUAUAUAUACACUAAAACCAAUGAAAAUCGAAAGUUUUCUUUUAACUUUUACUUUGCUUUUGCGCUAUGCGUUUCACCCCUGUUGCAGCUCUUCAGGCAUAGCAAAGUGUGUUUAUUGACUUGUUACGUAACUGAUCUAAUUGUAAUUACAAUAAUAAUAAUAAUUAUGAACGGGUUUAUAUUUCGAAAUAAAAACCUCUCUUUGUUAUUUCUCAUGACCUCAGAGGGGCUGAGAAUCUUGUAAAACAGAAAGAUAGUGAACUGAGGGGUCAAUCCUGCAGCACAUUCAUCAAUAUGCUUGCUGACUCCCAACAUACAUGUGUGUGGGUCUCUAAUUUGUUGUUUAUGAACUUUCACUUUCAUUUCUCAGGACAUCACCCGUUUCUCUUAUAUAAUUAUGUCCACAUCCUGCUCAUGUUAUUACAUAAAUCAAGUUCAUUGAGGUGAAGUUCAUCGAGUGUUUCAUCCAAAAUGUUUCAUUCAUGGUGGAGAAGGUGAAUUCUUUACCCUGUUUUAAAUAGGGGCAUGUUCCACAACAAUUUGUUUCGCAGAUUUUAACUUCUGGAAUAAUGUCCUUUUGCUUGGAGAAAUAGGAGUUUGUUAGCAUCUGUUUUAGGUUUCUGGGUUGUUGCUGACAGUGAAUUACUUUAGUCUUGCUCAUAAUGGAUUUUAAGGAGUUUUGGUUCAACAUGGGAAGUGUUUUCCUGACCAGCUGAAAUACUUGUGGAUUGUUGGGAUUGUAAGUUGUUACCAGAAAAAGGAGGUUAUUUUUGGAAGCUUGCUCUCUCACCCUUCUUACCUCUUCCGUUGUUUGGGUGAGGGCCUUGUUUACACUGUAAUCAAUGAUCUCAGCUAGAUAUUGUUUUCUCAGCAGGAUUUGUUUGAGAUCGUGGAGACGAUGUUUCCUUAUGUCCUGGUCCUCAACAAUCAAACAUAUCCUUCGAGCCAGGUUGUAUGGUAUGUUAUUUUUUAUGUGUCUUGGAUGGCUGGAUGUAGAUGGGAGGUAUUGGAAUGAAUCCAUCAGUUUAUAAUAAAUAUCAGUUGUUAAGUGAGUAUUGUCUUUUCUUAUCAUCACAUCAAGGAAUGGAAGCUCUUUGCUGCUAGUUUCAGCAGAAAGUUGAAUGCUGUCAUCUAGGCUGUUAAGAAUAUCAUGAAGCUCUUUUAAUUUAUCUUCACCGUAAUGUCAGUUUAUGUAACAGUCAUCCAAGAAUCUUAUCCAGUUUGCGUACACAUAAUGGCUUAUUUCUUCUCCCAUUUUAUUACAGACCUGGCUGUAUAAUUCACUCUCCAAAUAUCCGAGAACAAGGGUUGCAUAACUGCGAGCCAUUUUCGUUCCCAUUGCAGUACCUUUCUUUUGAAGGAAUAUUCUUUGCUGAAAUGUGAGUUGAGCCUCUCUGGAUGUUUAUUGGUCCAGUAUUCCAUGGCCUUUAACGCCGAGUUCAUGGUUGAUGUUUGUGUACAAGCUGGUCACGUCAAAUGAGACUAAUAUUGUACUUUCAGGUACUGUCUUUGGUAAAUAAUUGAGGAAAUUGAUAGUGUCCCUCAGAUAACUUCGGAUAUGGAAAGUAAACAGCUUGAUAACGAUCUCCACAAAGUUACUGAGUCUACUCGUUGAACAUCUAGGACCAGCUACUAUGGGCCUGAAUUUGAGAUCUGCUGGCCUAAAAACUCUAAUGUAUGGUUUCUUUUAGACUUUGGCAUCCUGACAAAUGAUCUUACUUUUAUGAAUCUUUGGAAGGCCAUCGAAAUCACUAGUUUUAAAAUCAAAGUGGCACAGGUAGUUCACCUCUUUCUCCGUAAGGCUGUGACUGUGAUUACUUGUCAACUCCUUUAUAAGUUGCAUAACAUUUUUGUCCUUGUUAGCGGUAAUUUCCUCAUAUGUUAGUGAGUCAUUCAGCAUUUCAAGUAGUUUAUUAGUAUAGUGUGUGCGGUCCAUAACAACGACUGCUCCUCCUUUGUCAGCUUUGAAUAUAAGUAUUUCAGAACCCCCUCUGAGUUCCUGUAGGGCAUUCUGCUCCUCUUUGGUUAAAUUGGAAUGUUUAAUGUCUCACUUGUAAUUCUUCAAGUGGAAAUUUUGUGAGGAAAUCUAUAUAAUUGUCUAGGGUAAUGGCAGAAGUUACUUAUAUUUUUUGCCAGACUUUCAUCGGUGUCUGAAGCGUCCGAUUUAUCUUCAAAAAAUUCCUUUUUCCAUAAGUUCGUGCAGAAGUACUGUAUAUUGGCACUGAUUUCACAUUGAUUGCAGAAACAGUCCUCACUUGUCAUUUCCCUAAACAUCUCCAAAGUCAUGUUUGAUUCUGAUUGCUGUACCGCCCCUGCCUCAAAAAAGGCCUCCAGUUGUAAUUUGACCUGCCAGUGCUCCUGUCAUUAUUCCUACUGGUACGAUUACUGUUAUGAAUCCUGCAGUUGUUUCCAGUGUUAUGGUUAGAGUUCCUUUCCUGUGGUCGACUUCUCUGUUGACAGCUACUUUGAGUUGAGUUUCACUGUUGGUUCCUCUUUCUUGGUUGUUGUGAGACUCUGUUGCCACUAUUUCAGCUAUUAGUGGUAUCUCUGUUUCUGCCACUUGUGUUAUUGAAGUAUUGGUUGUUCUUUCUGGGGCAGCUAUUGUUUUGCCAUCUGUUUGAUGGUUGCUUGGACUUUCCGCGUCUCUGAGCUUGGUUUGUUGACGGGUUAGGUGCCGUAUCCUCCAAGUUGGUGAUAUUUUCUCUGUUGCACUUGAAUUUCUCAAACCAACUUUUCUUUACUUCCCACAUGUUUUGGGAUUUUUCCUCUUGCUUUUUACAGUCACUCCUCCAAAGCUCUUGGAGUUGUUGGCGAAUGUGGACAGAAGAGAUUGUCUAUAUCUCAUUCAGCAUUUUGCUGUCCUUUUCUUUGAAUUUUGCCUUGUUGCGUUCUGCUACCACAUGGUGAAGUUUGGCUUGUGCCUUCAUCUUUUCCAAUGAAAGUGCCUCUUUUUUUUUUUUGCCCCUCUGGCUUGCUGGGAAAUUGUCCCUGGAAAACCAAUCAACAUAAAUGACACAAGUGUUCUUAUUUUUCAGCAUGUUCCAAAAGGCUUGCUUUCUCUGGUUCAAAUUAUUAUGCCAUAUCUAGUUCAUGCUCCUCUGGAUUCUAAAGGCUUCAUUCUUAAUCCAGAUUGUAUUAGUGUCAUUCAGUAGAGUAACAUUUUGGAGGUCUUUCAUUUGCAAUUAACCCUUGAACUAAAACAUUUACAGUAACUGAAACUGAAUACCAAAAAAUGGAAAAAUUCAUUUACUCUGAUCUACACAAAAGUAUUUUACAUCAACUAGCGAUGAUGAAAAUAGGAAACUCUCACUCCAUGGAGAGUGAUACUAGGUGAAAAAUUUUAGCUGUUAGCACAAAAAGCUAACUAUAAGCACAAAACAGAAAUUGUUCUUACUCCUUUGAAAUUCCAUACAUUAACAAUCCAUUAAUACAUUUAUAAUUCCAGUAAUUCGUUGACAACAACUAAACCCAUCUCUGUUGUCAUUACAUCAUGCACGAGUAAGGAACCCCUUAUGAACAAUACAGUAUAAGCAAAGAAACCUUCACUUUGUGUUGCAGCUGGCUGAUGCCCAGCUGCAUGGGUAUCCAUAUGAGACAUUUAAGCUUUUUUGUGCAUGCGUGGUGGCUGGCAUCCUCGAGCGGCGCCAUGAGGCCACCAGGUUA